GUGGUCCAUUUGUUUUAUCAAAUUUUACUGAUCGAUCAUUUAUUCUUAGUAAAUUAUCGAGUUUAUUAUUAGAAUAUAAUGAAAAAAUCAUAUCAAUUAUUGAUCUUCCAGCAAUAACUAUAUCACCUCCACUUUAUUUACAAUUUAAUAAUAAUUUUACGGAAGAACAACAAGCAUAUGAAAAUAUACGAAUAGCUGCAUGGCAUACACAUUUUGCUAUCUAUGGAAGAGGUUCAGCUAUGUAUAGAACAAAUGAAUUAUAUGAAUUAUUAUUUCAAGGAAUACCAAAUUCAUUACGAAAUGAAUUAUGGCUUUUAUUUAGUGGUGCUAUAUAUGAUAAAGAAGUAAAUUUGAAUAUUUAUAGAAAAUAUGUUUAUGAAUCAUCAAAUGUUAAAAAUGAUCAUGAUACAAUAAAUGAAGAAAUUGAACGUGAUCUAUAUCGUGCAUUACCAGAUCAAGAAGCAUAUCAACAAGACUCAGGCAUUAAUGCAUUAAGACGUUUAUUAAGAGUAUAUGCUUGUUAUAAUACGGAUGUUGGUUAUUGUCAAGCUAUGAAUAUACUUGGUGGCGUACUUUUGCUUUAUAUGAAUGAAGAAGAUGCAUUUUGGACAUUAGCAGCAUUAUGCGAAAGACUUUUACCGGAUUAUUAUAAUACGAAAGUAGUUGGAGCUUUAAUUGAUCAAGAUAUUUAUGAAAGUGACAAACCUGAAUAG
This is a messenger RNA of Rotaria sordida, 713 nucleotides long. Lineage: Eukaryota; Metazoa; Rotifera; Eurotatoria; Philodinida; Philodinidae. The record is from the annotation of a GenBank genome assembly.